Molecule: messenger RNA, 4434 nt
Organism: Sander lucioperca (pikeperch)
Lineage: Eukaryota; Metazoa; Chordata; Actinopteri; Perciformes; Percidae
Product: GTPase IMAP family member 8-like
Exons: 6
Coding region: 153-3668 (1171 amino acids)
Molecular function (GO): GTP binding
Source: RefSeq, a predicted model, not a curated record
UCCUGACCUUCUGUCUCCUCUUUACACUCAGCUCUCAGUGAGUCAGAGCUAUCAGUCUGUACCAGGCCUGUACGUGUCUUUCUUGGAGGGAAAAUGACAAAGUAACAAUUUCUGGUUCUUAAUGCAGCAGUUGGUCUUCAGUUGAAUUAGUGAUGUUUAUAGCAGAGCACACUAUGGCGACUGCAGCAUCAGAUGAUCUGUAUCCUCUGAAGCGCUCAAGUAGCUAUGAGUGGCUGCCACCUAACAUGUCAGAGCUGAGGGUUGUUCUGCUGGGGAACAGCUGGUCUGAGAGGAGUUCAGUGGGGAACUUGAUACUGGGAGAGACUGUGUUCAACACUGAGGAAGAACCAGACCGCUGUCUGAGAGUCAGAGGACAGUUGGAGGAGAAAAGAAUAGUUCUGAUCAACACUCCAGAUCUGCUGCACCCCAACAUCUCUGAAGAUAACCUGACAGAACAUGUAGAAAACUGUGUGAGACUCUCUGAUCCUGGCCCUCAUGUGUUCCUGCUGGUUCUACAGUGUGAAGACUUCACUAAGAAACACAAACAGAGGCUACAAUCAAUCCUUGACAAGUUCAGUGAUCAGUCAUUUGAUCAUUCAUUGGUUCUGAUAUCAACCCCCAGAGUGGAAAGAUCAGGUUUAAUGGAAACAUACAUAUGCCCUCCAUUAAAAGACAUGAUCAUCAAAUGUAGAUACAGAUACUUGAAGCUGAAGGGCCUUGAACUUCCAGAGCUGUUAACACGCUUGGGUCAAACUGUAAAGGAGAACUAUGGAGAGCAUGUGAGCUGUGAUGUAUUUAAGGACACAGCAUCUACUUUACCAGGUGAUCAUCAAAGUCUCAAACAAAAGGAAAAACAGACUUCUUUAACAGAUGCUGUUAAAGCUGCUGGGCUGCAUGUGGUUAACAAAAUCCAUGAACAAUUCUCAGAGAAACCCCCUGUGACUCACACAUUGGCAUACAGGAUUGUGCUUCUGGGAAAAAGUGAGGACAAACAGAAAAAGCUUUGUAACUUCAUCUUUAGGGACAAAGGUCCUUACCAAAGAACUUCCCCACCCAGUAAAUCUGUGGCCUCCUUUGGAGAGUGGAGAGGAAAACCAUUAAUAGUAGUAAAAACUCCAGAUGUAUUCAGUCUGUCUGUGGAGAAUGUGAGAAGAGAACUAAAGAGCUGUGUGACUCUUUGUUCUCCUGGACCAAAUGUCCUGCUGCUGUUAGUAAAGCUUUCUGAGUUCACUGAGGAGAACAGACAAACACUGAAGUUCAUCCUAAGUUUGUUUGGUCAAGAUGCCUUUAAGUACUCAAUGGUCAUCGUGACACAUGAGGGGAAUGAAAUGAGUGUCUGUGUUAAUGAACUCCUUAAAGACUGUGGAGGAAGACACUACAGCAUGAAGUCUACACCACAGUCUGAAGUUGACCAAACAUUAAUGGAGAAGAUUGAGAACAUCGUGCAUGAAAACAAAGGAACCUUCCUCACCUUCACUGAAGAGACCAUCAGACCAACAUCUGGACACAUCAGACCAGCUUUAAACCUGGUUCUGUGUGGGAGGAGAGGAGCAGAGAAGACUUCAGCAGCCAAGGCUAUUUUAGGUCAGACAGAGCUUCAUUCAGUCUCCAACUCAUCAGAGUGUGUUAAACAUCAGGGAGAGGUGUGUGGACGUCGGGUUUCCCUGGUGGAGCUGCCUGCCUUGUAUGGAGAAGGUCAGGAGGCAGUGAUGGAGGAAUCAUUGAGGUGUAUCUCCCUCUGUGAUCCUGAGGGUGUCCAUGCCUUCAUCCUGGUCCUACCUGUGGGUCCCCUCACUGAUGAAGACAAGGGAGAGUUACAGACCAUCCACAACACUUUCAGCUCUCGAGUCAAUUACUUCACUAUGAUUCUGUUCACUGUGGAGUCAGAUCCUACAGCUCCAGCUGUUGUUAAGUUUCUUAAGGAAAACAAGGACAUCCAGGAGCUCCGUCAGAGCUGUGGAGGAAGAUAUGUUGUUCUCAACAUCAAGGACCAGCAGCAGAUCCCAGAGCUGUUGGAUGCCGUGGAAGAGACGAGAGUUGAAGGAUCCAGAUGUUUCACAAUGAAGAUGUUUACCAAGGCUCAGGUAGAGAAGUUUGAAGAGCAGGAGAACACUAAUACAAGACUUAAAGCUGAACUAAGGGAUUUAAAAUAUAAAAGUAAUAUGGGAACUGAUGACACCAUUCAGAGCAGAGAGUGUCUCAGAAUAGUGCUGAUUGGAAAAACUGGCAGUGGGAAGAGUGCAACAGGAAACACCAUUCUGGGCGAAGAAUAUUUUACGUCUACUACCAGCUCAAAGUCUGUGACCAAGUUUUGCAAGAAAGCAACAGGAGAGAUUGAUGGGCGAUCUGUUGCUGUGGUCGACACCCCCGGCUUGUUCGACACAACGCUGUCCAAUGAUGACGUUCAACACGAACUUGUGAAAUGCAUCAGCAUGUUGUCUCCUGGACCUCAUGUGUUCUUACUGGUGCUGCAGAUCGGUCGCUUCACACAAGAGGAAAAAGACUCUGUGGAACUGAUCAAGAAAUAUUUUGGCAAGAGUUCAGGAGAUUUCAUCAUCAUUAUAUUCACCAGAGGAGAUGAUCUGAAAAACAAAACAAUUGAGAGUUACAUAGAAGACUGUGAUGACUUUUUGAAAAAACUGAUACAUGACUGUGGAGGAAGAUACCAGGUCUUCAAUAACAACAAUCAAACAGAUCGGAAUCAAGUCAGAGAGCUGCUGAAGAAGUCCAACAAAAUGCUGAAGGAAAAUGGCGGCAACUGCUACACCUCAGAAAUGUUCCAAGAGGCCGAGGCAGCAAUACAGAAGGAAGUGGACAGGAUCCUGAAAGAGAAAGAAGAAGAAAUGCAGAGAGAGAGGGUGGAGCUCCAGAGAAAACAUGAGGAGGAAAUGGACGAAGUGAAGAGAAGGAUGAAACAACAGAAAGCAGAAAUUGAACGAGAGAGAGCCAAACAACUUAAAGAAAUGGAGGAAAACAUCCGCAAGGAGCGUGAGGGGAGAAAGAAAGAACAGGAAAUGAGAGAAGAAGAGGACAGGAAGAGGAAAAAGCAGGAGCAUAUACAACGACAGGACUGGGAGCAAAAACUUGACAGAGAGUUGGAGCAGAGUAAAGAAGAGAUGAGAAAGCAAAAAGAGGACUGGGAGAAGGAAAGAAAAGAAUGGUGGGACAAACAGUAUCGAGAAAAUGAAAAGAGACGACAUGAGGAGCAAACAAGACUUAAAAAGCUCCAAGAAGAAUACGAACAGGAAAGAGAAAAACAUGAAAAGAAAAGAAAAGAAGAAGAUCGGAACAGAAGAGAACAGGAGGAGAAGGAGAGGAAAGAAUUAGAGGAAAACUAUGAGAAAAAACUGGAGGAAAUGAAGAAGAAAUACGAAGAGGAGGCCAGAAAACAAGCUGAAGAGUUCAAUGAGUUCAGAAAGAAAUACACCAAGGACUUUACAGCGUUGGUGGAGAAGCACAUGGAGGAAGUACAGGAAAUGAAGCUAAGGCAUGUGAGACAGAUGCAGGAGAAAGAAGAGAGCCAUGGCAAAGAGUACGCUCUGUUACAAAACCUCUCGAGUCACAAAGAAAAAGCACUGAAAGAAGAAACGGAGGACUUGAAGAAAAAGCAUGAACAACAAAUAAAUGAACUAGAACAGCAAUACAAAGAUAAAUGUAUCAUCCUCUGAACUUUCCACUGACUUUUGGAUUUGAGCAUCACUGGGCUGUAUAAUGCUCAACAGUGUCCAAUUAGGCCACAAAGAACAAACAACACCAAUUCUAAUAUUUGGACUUUUCUAUAUAUUUUUAUUAGAGCUAGAGUGUGGGACUUUUACAAUAAAAAAUGAACGUCUGUCACAUUCCAGCCCUUGCCAAAAAAGUUCAGACAAUGGCCUCUCACCACCAGUGUAAGCUCUCUGUAUUUCUCAGUAUACCAGAGUGGUGUCUGCGGUGACAUGCCCACUCUGGUGCACCUAAAGGAUGCAUUUUACGUCAGCCAGACAGAGCUAAAGGGGGCAGGAAGGGGGGGAGAGAUAUCUGAAUGUACCAACAAAAAAGCUGUUAAAAUAUAUUACCUGUGUAAGCUUAACAAGACAUAACUUGACAUUAACUAGACUUAAGUCUAGCAUCCGACUUAAGUCGUAGGGUGUUCUAAAAUUGUCUCAAAGUUUGUAAAAAAAGAAGAAGGAAGAGGCAGGAGCCCAGCCGAGAAACCAUAGGGUUGGAGCAGCAGCUAGAAUGUCGUAGUUUUUGUGUGUUUGUAUAAUUACUCUCACUGCCAGAUGGGGGAGACAAGAGUUCUACUACAAUCACAUUGUUUUGUUCCCAUACAUUUCAUGGUGUCCGGAAAGCCACAAACGUCUUGUUUGCGUCUCGUCCUGUUUACAAAGGUGUCUGACCAAUACUGCGGCUAACUAACUUAAAGUCAAAGUAAAAUAACCACAUUAGUUUACA